AUGUCAAGUGAGUGGCCAAAAUUACCGCAACGGACAAAAUCUCAAGACAAUGCGAGUGCUUUACUGCUAAGCAUGAUUCGAACAUUGACUAGCAGUUCUUCUGUAGAUCAAAAAGAAUUGGAUCGCAAGCGCUUAGAAGCUGGUUUUGCUGAAACCUCACGAGAAAUAGAUCAGCUUGUGAAUGCCUGUCGAGAGAAAGUACACAGUAUACGUAGCAGUUUAUUGACCUGCCGUUCUCUGCUGCAGUGCCGACGAGAUGAUUUGAAACGUCUAUGGAUGGAAAAUGCUCAGCAGAAACAUGUCAGCGCAAUUCUCGCACAAAUAGAAGACUUAAGUCGCUUGGGAAAUGAUGUUGAAGAAGCUAUAAUUGCUUCGAAUUAUCGUUCAGCUGCAAAUUUCUUAAAUGAAGCAGAUUUGCUACUGAAUGGUCCUUUUUCAAACAUCGAUGGCUUAAAUCAGUUUCGUUCUCAGUUACUCGAUUUAUCUAAGAAGCUGAUUGAAUGCAUUGUCAGUGAUAUAACAAACCACUUGAUCAUUCGGCCAUUUCAAAAUCAUCUAGUUGAAAUAAUCAAAUCGCUACCAGAAAAUAAAGCAGCACAGUCAGUCGAGUGUGUUGAAAUUAUGGCACAGUUUAAUGUAAAAGAAACUCAAAGCGCAAGAAACUUAUAUUCUGUGUCUGCUCGUUGUGCUGAAAGUAUUCAAGCGUUGUGUGUAUUUGGCAGAUUAUCAACUACACUUAAACGUUUUCUAUUAAAUUCUCCAGCUGUAUUUACUCAUCUGAUACAUACCUCUGCAAAUAUCGUUUGUGUUGCUUUUGAUGGGAAUCAAAAAGGAGAUGAACAGAAUUUAGCGCAAUUUUUGCAGUUGGUGCUAAAUCAAUUCCGAAGCAGCUAUGAAGCUCAUCGUAUCAUGGAUGCGGAGUUGAAAUUGUUAAAGCAUGAGAUAUCGAAAGAUGAAGAAGAAGCUUUAUCCUUAUCAGACAACUUUUGGGAAACAGCGCAAGCAGUAAUUGAAGAUUUAGUGAAUGAGUACAUCACAGAAGACGGUAGAGCUUCAAGUACAGUUAUGCAAAAAUCGAGCUUGUCAACUUCUGAGAAAACGAUUUUAUUCAGAUUUGAUGCUUCAGCAUGCGCUUUAAGUACGCAAUCUGGACAAGCAGUCAAACAAGUUCAGUCCUUGAUUUGCCCCCCGUCACCUUGGAAUAUUACAGUACUUUAUCCUCAUUUGGAACACUUCUGUAAUGAACGUGAGGCUGAAUUGAGUACGAAAUCAUGUCGUUUACGUAAAUACUUGGAUUCAUUUAUUAUCAAUGUUUUUAUCGAUCAAUUUAAGUGCAGACUUGAAACUUUGGUUGAACAAGCGCUUAAUGAACAGGAUUCUUGGCGCUUAUUGAUGCACCAUCCUAAUCCUAAAGUUUUGGCUAGUUGUUGGAAUGUUUACUCCAUUUGCAUUCAAAUUGGGAAAUUAAUUCUUGCUAUGGAUAAGUAUACAGAUAGAUUAUCAGCGCUCUGGUUGCUUGUUAUUGAUGAAUUUUCUGACAGUGCUAAUAGCGUUUAUGAAAAGAUUCUGCCUUCGAAGCCUCCUGCAGAUGCAAAAGCCUCCAUAGUUUCCAACGGAAACUCUGAAGAUGAGAGCAAAGAAAAACGUAAAAUUAGUGCAGCUUGGGCAGUCGAUGAAGACAUAUCACGUUUGCUAAAAAGUUUACCUAACUGGUUCACAGUGAGCAAUCAUGAAGCAAAUUCAAACGCUUCUGCGGACACACCUUCUGCUUUUUCCCCUGGCAAUGAAACUGAAAGUGAAGUGUGCCAUCGAAAUGAACGAGAGUCGGAGAUUCUCAUAGGUAAUCUUGGGACUGCUAAACAACUUGUUCGUGAUGAGCUGAUAACUGAUGCUGAAGUUAUUCGUUCCCUUGCAUGUAUGCAUGAGUCAUUAAAAUGGUUUUGCAGCAGCAUGCGUUCGCUUAUUGAAAUGCUUCCUGAGUCUUCCCGUAAUGCUAUGCGUAGAUGUGUUGUACACUUGCAGAGAACAGAUGGAGAUAGCAUUGUUAACAUGUCGGAGGAACACAUUGCCGAAGCACUUGAUACCAGAUUAGCAAGUUUGGAUGCAAAAGCUGAUACCUGUUUGCUAAUAAUUCAUCUGGAGCUUCGCAUUCAUUGUUUCUUCCAUUUGUUACCUUUGGCUCGGGUCAGGCCGUCUUUACCACAUGAUGAACUUGAUAAUGAGGUCAUUGAUUUUGGUCGUGAUAUGACACAGUUUCAUCAGGUCCUCAGUAAUAAUAUUUCGCCGCAUAAGAUGAAGUAUUUGUUUGAUGGCUUGGGACAUUUGUCAGCUUCGAUAUUUAUUCAUUCUAGCCAACAUAUGCAUAAGCUAAGCGAAAAUGGGAAGAAGCGUGUUUGUCGGAAUAUCUUUGGAGUACAACAGCGGUUAAGUCAUUUGACUGGACAUCGCGAAAGUGAGCUAGAAAGAGCUAGAGUUUUUUUCGAAUUACUCAAUCAUGAUCCUGAUCAGCUGCUAGCUCUAAUACUUGAAAGGGGCGCAAUAUUUUCACACCUAGAAUAUACUUAUCUUCUUGCGCUUGCUGUAAGAUCACAUCCAGUACUGAGCUCGAUACCAGGAGCUUUAGAGCAAAGGAUAUCUCAGUUAAAGACGAUAUUAGGGCAGUUGAAGAAAUAA
Thelazia callipaeda (thelaziosis nematode) is the source of this 2673-nucleotide messenger RNA. The record is from the annotation of a GenBank genome assembly. NCBI's taxonomy places the organism in Eukaryota, Metazoa, Nematoda, Chromadorea, Rhabditida, Thelaziidae.